Messenger RNA from Rhododendron vialii, 1788 nucleotides. RefSeq lists its product as uncharacterized. The coding region runs from base 182 to 1642 and encodes 486 amino acids. The record is from RefSeq and is a predicted model, not a curated record. The transcript has 4 exons. NCBI's taxonomy places the organism in Eukaryota, Viridiplantae, Streptophyta, Magnoliopsida, Ericales, Ericaceae.
AUCUAUUUUGGCUGAAUGGUGUCCCCUUCUGAGGCUUAUGCUUAAAGCAAUAUCAGAGUAGCAUUAGCACUAAUCAAGUACUUAAACACUCUGUCAAUCUCAAGGGCUCAAGCUGUCCUCUAAAGCUCAAAGCUAAAUUGCAUGUGAACAUCAUUAUCACCAUGGGUUUGAGUGGCUGAACAUGGUAAAUGAGAUGGGCAACAACAAAUCAUCGCAACAAGCCAACCACGGGGACGACGUACGCGGAAGUAAUCGAAUAAAUCGAGAAGGCGAGGGGAAAAAUCUUCAUGAAAAGGUUGAAGGGUUGUCUUCUGAUAAGCAACCGAAGGGUGGAGAUCCGCCUGUGGCCAAACGACCAUCGGAUGACAAAGAGCAAGAUGAGACAAAGCUCAAGCUUUCUUCGCAAUCUACGGAAGCAGUUCCAAUAGAAUCCAGUGAUGCAGCCAGUCAAGACAGCAUAAUCCAACCUGCUGCUUCUCCUGCGGAGGUGGUAGAGGCAAGUAAUUCAACUUCUGAUACAGAAUCCGAGUUACUAGGCAUGAGCAUCAACGAUGAUCGACGAGAAACUGAAACUAAAGAGGAGGUGAAUUUCAGUAAGAAUGUUUCCUCAAAACCAGCACAAGAAGCCAGUUCUCCGGGAACUUCAUCAAAAACAUUUGAACAAGUUCCUCAAACACAAGACAAAUCCAUGACAGCGACUGAAAUUGAGACCAUUUCGGGAAACGAGGACAUCAUGCAAGCGGUGAAUGAAUCAAAGACCGAUGGGGUCAGUUCUUCUCAAUCUGAACUAAUGAUGGUUCGUUCUGACAGUGGAAAUGGAAAGGAAAACUUCGAAAAUAGAGAGUUAACUGAAAUGACUCCUAUCAUGGAAACAGUCCCAACAGAAUUACCUACCACAGAAUGCAACAAUGAAGAAGAAACCGAACAAACAGAGGAGAAAAUCAUCGAAGGAACCAAAGAGGAAAAGGAAAAUUUUCCGACAGUGGGAAUCAGCACAGAAGCUAUAGAAAAACCAGAACUGGACACUGGAAUUUUUCAAGGUGCUGGUAAUGAAGCAGUAGAUAUUGCUGUUGACGAGCGUAGAAAAUCGCUGAGAUUUAAUUCUGAUCUCUCAAUGAAAGCAAAGUCGGAAGAAUCUGAUCAAGCUCCAUUACUUCACCACAAGAAGACUCGAACCAGAAGCCUGUCGAUGGUUUUCGCAGAAGAGAAAACCAUAGAUAUUGCUGUUGAUGAGCUUAGAAUAUCUCCGAGAUUUAAUUUUGAUCUCUCGAAGGAAGCAAAGUCUAAAGCACCAUCACUGCACAACAAGAAGACUCGAACCAGAAGCCUGUCGAUGCUUGAUGGUGAUGCUAGCUUUGGAAACGCGGUACAGAAUCAGGCGGUUUCAGCAGAAGAGAAAACCAUAGAAGUGGAUAGAAGCGAUUUGGAUAAGUCAGGAGAUCCGUUCCUGAUUUUCUUGAUGAAAGACGAGGAAAAGGGAAAUGUCGCGAUAAAAUCAAAGGAACAAGAUUAUGAAAAGAAAGGGGUGGACGAAUCUUGGACCGGAAGAAUUGAGGAAUUAGUAGCGUUAACGAAGGGAAAAGGGAAGCGUAAUCCACGACCCUCCCUCUUCACCUGCGUCUGUUGUGUUGUAAACUUGUAAUCAACUAAAACACUCAUCGAAAGGUUACGCCUGUUUUUUUUUUGCGCUCCGCCAAGGUAACGCAUGUUUUUGGUGCAUGUUAUGUGUAAUUUUGGAUAAAUUCUUUACACCGCCGGUGUAAACAAUACACGUACUUUUUGUUAUUU